Zasmidium cellare ATCC 36951 is the source of this 813-nucleotide messenger RNA. RefSeq lists its product as uncharacterized. The coding region runs from base 1 to 813 and encodes 270 amino acids. The record is from RefSeq and is a predicted model, not a curated record. Lineage: Eukaryota; Fungi; Ascomycota; Dothideomycetes; Mycosphaerellales; Mycosphaerellaceae. The transcript has a single exon.
AUGCCCGCUCUCACCCGGCGAAAGUCAACCCUCUCCCUCAAAUCCACCAAAUCGAGAACCCUCCCCCUCCUCCGCCGCUCAACAACCCUCCGUCUCGGCCGCCGCAAGAAACCCGAUCCCCUCCCCAUCGAAGAAAACGGGCCGUCAUCCCCGCUCCUCGCCCUCCCACCAGAGCUCCGAAACCAGGUCUACACGUAUUGUCUCCAGCUGUCCACGCGAGAGAAUCGGAUCGAAUUGCGAAAUCUACCUAUUCCGCCGCUGCUCGGAACGUGUCGACAGGCGAUGCAGGAGGGAAUAUCAAUCUAUUUCGCGGAGAACUACUUUGUGUGGACGAGAAUGUUCAAGCACCGGUAUCGAUUGGAGGAGAUGAUCGUGCCGCCACUGCACUAUCUGAGGGAGAAGGUCUUGAUCGGUGGUGAACUGAUCCAGAUGGGCCCGAUCUUGGACAUGCGACUCGACGCUUGGAUGCCGUGGGUCUGGAGAUUCGGCGGUCGAGGUAUGGAGGAUGAGGUUCAUCGGAUCCAUCUCGCGAGUAUUACACGGCCGGCCGUGCCAUCGAACGGAGCGUGGGUGACUUGUACGGCGUGGGUGCAGCGGGAUAUCAAGCAGAUUUUGAGGGGUUGGAGACCGGUGGAACAAGGGGGCCCGAGUUUUGAUGAGGUUAUGGAUGAGGUUGUGGGUGCGAUAUGGUUUUAUCAUAAGGUCUUAGCGACGCCUGGCGGCUGGCCUCCGAGGAUGGGAUUUUUAACGUGGGUGAGAGAUAAGAUUAUGAAAUCGAUGGAUGACCAGGAUAGGAGCUGGGGGAGGUGGUAG